Loxodonta africana (African savanna elephant) is the source of this 4688-nucleotide messenger RNA. RefSeq names its product cilia and flagella associated protein 251 (gene CFAP251). Lineage: Eukaryota; Metazoa; Chordata; Mammalia; Proboscidea; Elephantidae. Gene Ontology annotation, cellular component: sperm flagellum. The coding region runs from base 1095 to 4688 and encodes 1197 amino acids. Gene Ontology annotation, molecular function: protein binding. The record is from RefSeq and is a predicted model, not a curated record. The transcript has 21 exons.
AGCGGGAGGGCAGGGACGGCCCCACAGACCUGCCAGCCCCCACUCCCGUCGCCCCGCGGUCCCACUGGGCUGGGACCGGUCCCCGUCAAAGUUUGGGCCAUUUGGAAGAGGCCCUGUUAUAAGCGCCCUAGACUUGAAAUCACAGUCGUCGUUUUUCAGAUGGAGGAACUGUGUGCCAGAGAGGUCUGGCGCUUAUUAGCUGUGUGAUCUAGAAUAAGCCACCUCAACUCCCCGAGCCUCAAACUUUAAGUGUGUUGUAAGGAAUAAGUACUAGAGUAUAUGUUAGAGUGGUUUUAAACUGUAAAUUUCUCUGCAGAUUAGGGUUGCUUUUAUCCCCAUUGGGGCCCUGGUGGUGCAGUGGUUAAGCCUUUGGCUGCUAACCAAAAGGUCGGCAGCUCGAAUCCACCAACCGCUCCUUGGAAACCCUGUGGGGCAGUUCUACUCUGUCCUAUAGGGUUGAAAUGAGUCGGAAUCGACGUGACGGCAACAGAUUUGGUUUUUGGUUUUAGCCCCACGAUAAAGGUUGCUACCAUUUCUUAAGCACCAUGUUCUGGAACUGUAUGGAGCACUUUGCAUAUGUUAUCUAAUCUUCACAACAAAUCCAUAAUUUAGGAUUAUUGGUUUUAUUUUGUCGGGGGCAAGUGUAGACUCUAAGGGGUAAAGUGUCUUUCCCAGGAUCCCAGAACAAGUGAGCGUAGAACUGGAUGGGAGUCACAGCUAGGACAGGCUGCCUGCAAAGCACUAAGCUUAAACACUAAGCUAUGCUACUUCUUCUCUUAUUCCUAUUAGAUUUGUUGCAAACGCCUGGGUUAUGCAUUUUUUGCCUGUGGGAAUAUGGGUAUAUUUAAAAUUAGUUAGGGGGACUCUAAAAUUAUUCCUGGAAAGAUAAGAGCCCCUGGGAAUAAAUAUUUUUAUAAGGUUUGGGACACAUGUUCCUGACAUAUGACAUUCUUUUUAUCCCUGUGGAAAGGAACUGGAGCGGGUAUUGCACAUUUCAUGGGUAGGUUAGUGCACUGGGGAAUCCAAAUGAGAAACAGACGUGUCUACUGAUGAUUAUUGUCAACAUUUUUCUAGAGAAAACUUUCUAGGGAAGAAUGUCAGAUGCAGAAGAAAACCCAGUAGAAGAAACGGAAGAAGAUGGAGAAACAGAAACGGAAGAAGAAGAAUAUAAUCCAAAUUACCAAAGGAUAGAAGAAGAAUAUAAUCCGGAUUACCGAAAGAUGGAAGAAGAAGAAGAAUACAAUCCAAAUUACCAGAAAGUAGAAGAAGAAGGAGAAGAAUAUAACCUGAACUACCAAAAGGUAGAAGAAGGAGAAGAAAAAGAAAAAGAAUAUAAUCCAGAUUACCAAAAGCUAGAAGAAGAAGAAUAUGAUCCAGGUUACCAAAAGGGAGAUGAACAAGAAGAAAAUCCGAAUUAUCAAGAGGCAGAAGAAGAAGAUGGAGAGGCAGAAGAAGACACAUUAGCAGGGAAGGAGUCUCCUGAGAUAGAGGCAGCUCUAGCAGAGGAAAUGGAGGGACAGGCUGGAGAAGGUCAGGAGGAAGAGAUUGCAGAACAGGAAGAAAUCAUCGUGCCCCAAGAAAUCACUCAGGCUAUGAUGAGUUUUGAGCGACUUAUGAUUCCUGGUUCACAUUCAGUCGAGUCGGGAGUUUCCCUCAAAAAGCAGAGUGGGAGCAGGUCAGAGCACGUAUUAGAGCCAGAGGGUUCUGAAGUAUUUGAACUUUCACAAUUUGAAAUUCCUAAUUUGGAUCAAAAUGGUUCUGAGGAGCAACAGCCCUCGGGUGAGCUUGGGAAGAAAACGCAUCAGACGCCCAGACAAGAAGUAGGACCAGAAAAGGGAGCGUGGGGGAGAGGAAAGAGAGUCUCGUACUACUUGAACCCAGACGGAAAAGCAGCAGCCCCAAAGGAGUCCCUCGUGUCCACCACCACAGAAGAUGCUUUGUUUAAAAAGGACGACAGCGCCAAAGUGUUCCCCUUGACCAUGACUUGGGCGUUCGGAUGGAACAGCUCCCUCCCUGUCUUCAGUAUUCGAGAUGGAAACCAGAGAGUUCUUCUGUACGUCUGCGCGCACACUGCCGUCAUCUACGACGUUUUCCAGAACAAACAACACCACCUGCAGGGCCACGCCAAUGUCAUCUCCUGCCUCUGCAUCAGCGAAGACAGGAGGUGGAUUGCCACGGCUGACAAAGGGCCCAACUGCCUGAUAAUUAUAUGGGAUUCCUUCACAGGUAUCCCCGUGCACACAAUAUUUGACAGCUGCCCAGAAGGCAACGGCAUCAAGACAAUAGCCAUCACCCGUGACGCCAAGUAUCUGGCAACCAUCUCAGAUGGUAAAGACCAGAAAGUUUGCAUCUGGAAGUGGACCUUAGCCGUGGACACGCCUGCAUGCACUCUGGACCUUAACAAGGAGUAUGGUUUUCAGAACUACCUUAUUUUUAAUCCAACGAAUAAUAAAGAAUUGGUGAGCAAUAGUAAAACCCGGGCAAUAUAUUAUUCGUGGUAUGAAGAGAAAAAUACCCUUGCUCACAGUGCCCCACUUUUAACAGAAAAAACAUUUAACAAGCUCGUGGGAAAAUUUAGCCAGUCCGUCUUUCACCUGAAUUUAACACAAAUACUCUCGGCAACAAUGGAAGGAAAGCUGGUUGUCUGGGACAUACACCGACCACCACCGUCUGCCACCUUUUUGGGCUUUCCCUAUAUCAAACCUUGUAAACUGGUUCAUUUGCAGAAAGAAGGCAUCACCGUGCUCACUACAAUUGAUAGCUACAUCGUCACAGGUGACAUUAAGGGUAACAUUAAGUUCUAUGAUCACACCCUGUCCAUUGUUAACUGGUACAGCCACUUCAAGCUGAGCCCCAUACGAACGCUGUCCUUUUCAAAGACCCCGCCAUCUCCUUCUACCGAAAAAUCAAACUAUCCUCCAGACUGCACUUUAAAAGGUGACCUUUUUAUCGUAAGGAACUUCAUCAUCAGCACCUCGGAUGCUGCUGUGUAUCACCUAACGGCGGACGGGACCAAACUUGAGAAGCUGUUCGUUGAGCCCAAGGAUGCCAUCUGCGCAGUCGCCUGCCACCCGUACCAGCCCCUCCUGGCCAUUGGGAGCUUCUGCGGGAUGAUCAAAGUGUGGGACUACGAGAGUAAAACGUACCUAUUCAGCAGGGUCUUUGAGAAGGGCCUUGGUGUCCAGAGUCUGACCUACAACCCGGAAGGAGCCAUUCUUGGAGCUGGGUUCACAGAGGGGACAGUUUACAUUCUCGAUGCAAUGUCCUUAGAAAAUGAAAUCGCAGAGCCUUUCAGAUACUCCAGAAGCAGUGUGACUCAUAUAAGUUUCUCCCACGACUCCCACUAUAUGGCCACAGCGGAUGUAAAUUAUACCGUUGCACUUUACUGGGUGGUCGUCAGACACGGACAGAGGGUCUGGGAAUACUUAGCAAGACUUCGUUCUCAUCGCAAAAGCAUCCGGAGUCUCCUUUUUGGGGUGCACCUGGACAGCAAUGAGCCCAGACUGCUGAGCCUCGGGAGAGACCGUCUCUUGAUUGAGUAUAAUCUCCUCAGGACCUGCAAAGACCACCUGGAAGUCCUGGACAUUCACCGAACCGACCAGGGCUGCUACCCCACCUGCAUGGUCUGGUAUCCGCCACUCACCAAGGAACUCUUCCUGCUCAUCUGCAACAGCGGCUACAAAGUGAAGCUCUUUAAUUCCACCACAAAAAUGUGCAGAAAGACACUUCUUGGGCCAACUUAUGGUUCCCCCAUUGAACAAAUCCAGCUCCUGCCAGUGAAAACCGCUAGUGAACUCCAGAAACGCUACCUGGUGUUUAUUAACAGAGACAAGGUUGGACUGCAGAUCUUACCUGUUGAUGGCAAUCCACAUAAGACGUCUGCUAUCAUUUGCCACCCGAAUGGGGUAGCUGGGAUGACUCUUUCCUAUGAUGGCUGCUACGCCUUCACGGCAGGAGGACAUGACCGCUCGGUCGUGCAGUGGGAAAUUAACUUAAGCGCCCUGGAGGCAGCUGUUUCCCUUGGGGGUGAAGACUUGACCCCGUUCUACGGUCUGGUGUCUGGUGGCCGGGAAGGACAGUUCUACAGGGAGCUGGAAGACUAUUUUUACUAUUCCCAGCUCCGCAGUCAAGGCAUAGACACCAUGGAGACCAGAGAGGUGUCAGAGCACAUCUGCCUGUCGGAGCUUCCCUAUGUCAUGAGAGCCAUUGGCUUUUACCCCUCCGAAGAGAAGAUUGACGAUAUGUUUAACGAAAUCAAAUUUGGAGAGUAUGUAGACACUGGAAAGCUUGUCGAUAAAAUAAACUUACCAGAUUUCCUUAAAGUUUACAUUAAUCACCGGCCACCUUUUGGUAACACCAUGAGUGGUAUCCGGCACAGCUUUGAGGUCCUGGGUUACACCAAUUCAGAAGGAAAGAAGGUUAUUCAAAGAGAGGAUUUCUUGAGACUGCUUCUAACAAAAGGUGAACACAUGACGCAGGAGGAGAUGUUGGAUUGCUUUGCCACGCUGUUUGGCAUGAACCCAGAGGGCUGGAAAUUGGAGCCUGCAACCACCUCUUUCAAAGGUGCAGAAAUUUGCCUUGAAGAAGCACUCCCGGACGAAAUCACAGCAGAAGUAUUCACGACUCAAAUUCUUGGCUUAACCAUUUCAGAAGAUUCCGGACAAGAUCAUAUGGUCCGUGAAGUAUAA